Molecule: messenger RNA, 3062 nt
Organism: Hemiscyllium ocellatum (epaulette shark)
Lineage: Eukaryota; Metazoa; Chordata; Chondrichthyes; Orectolobiformes; Hemiscylliidae
Product: gamma-aminobutyric acid receptor subunit gamma-2-like
Exons: 10
Coding region: 385-1800 (471 amino acids)
Biological process (GO): gamma-aminobutyric acid signaling pathway; synaptic transmission, GABAergic; regulation of postsynaptic membrane potential
Cellular component (GO): dendrite membrane; postsynapse; synapse
Molecular function (GO): benzodiazepine receptor activity; GABA-gated chloride ion channel activity; GABA-A receptor activity
Source: RefSeq, a predicted model, not a curated record
ACACUUCGCCCUCUGUACUCUCUCUCACUCUACCUCGCUAUUUAGCCUUCACUGGGAAACGCAUCCAUUACAGAUAGAGCAGCUACGUGCAAUACCGAGCGAUAUAUAUAAAAAAGCAGCCAAAUCAGCAGCUUCUCCGACGAUACUGGGGACUGAGACGAUAUAUUUACCACAAAUCGUGAAUGUGAUUGGUUUCAAAGGGAGGGUUCCUUUAAUUUCUGAACUAACAUCACAAUUCCAAACCAAAGAGAAAUCCGGAGUCAAGCAGGCUGCCGAGCGCUUGCUGCUCGCCAACAAUCAAGUGCAAGCUGUUUCGUGCUGCUAUGUUGCUGUGUGGAUAUUCACGGUGAGAGAGAGAGAGAGAGGACCGAGUCGACGACACAGAUGAAACGAGAGAUGGCUUCUCGCAAAAUACAUCUCCAAUGUGCCAUCGUGUCAAUCAGCGUCUCAUUCCUCAGAGAGGUAGUCUUCUGGACAUUUCUGAUCGCGUGUCUUCCAUCCUGUUUGGGAAAAAGUGACGAUGAAGACUAUGAAGAUUUGAUACUUAACAAAACUUGGGUAUUGACACCAAAAGUUUAUGAAAGUGAUGUUACUCUUAUUUUAAACAAUUUAUUGGAAGGGUAUGACAAUAAACUCAGACCUGACAUAGGAGUGAAGCCAACAAUAAUUGGAACUGAUAUGUAUAUAAAUAGCAUUGGCCCAGUGAAUGCUAUCAAUAUGGAGUAUACCAUUGACAUAUUUUUUGCCCAAACAUGGUAUGAUAGACGUCUCAAAUUUAAUAGCACAAUGAAGGUCCUCCGACUCAACAGCAACAUGGUUGGCAAAAUAUGGAUUCCAGACACAUUCUUUAGAAAUUCCAAGAAGGCUGAUGCCCAUUGGAUAACGACUCCAAAUAGAAUGCUUCGGAUAUGGAAUGAUGGAAGAAUAUUGUACACACUAAGGUUGACAAUUGAAGCUGAAUGUCAGCUACAACUGCAUAACUUCCCAAUGGAUGAGCACUCAUGCCCUUUGGUAUUCUCGAGUUAUGGCUAUCCCAAAGAUGAAAUAAUAUACCAGUGGGCAAGGCAUCGUUCUGUUAUCUUUGGAGAGCCACGUUUUUGGAGGCUGUAUCAAUUUGCAUUUCUUGGAUUGAGAAAUACAACAGAUCUUGUCAGGACUACUUCUGGAGAUUAUGUUGUGAUGUCUGUGUACUUCGAUCUUAGCAGACGAAUGGGCUACUUCACUAUCCAGACCUAUAUCCCUUGCACAUUGACGGUUGUUUUAUCCUGGGUAUCAUUUUGGAUCAAUAAGGAUGCAGUACCAGCCAGAACAUCAUUAGGCAUAACAACUGUCCUGACUAUGACAACACUGAGCACAAUUGCACGUAAAUCCCUGCCGAAGGUUUCCUAUGUGACUGCUAUGGACCUGUUUGUGUCUGUUUGCUUUAUCUUUGUGUUUGCUGCACUGAUUGAAUAUGGGACCUUGCAUUAUUUUGUCAGUAACAGAAAGCCCAGUAAAGACAAAGACAAGAAGAAGAAGAAUCGCGCACCUACUGUGGAUAUCCGUCCUGGGUCAUCUGCUGUCCAAAUGAACAAUGCGUCACAUCUGCAAGAGAGAGAUGAAGAAUAUGGAUACGAGUGUCUGGAUGGCAAAGAUUGCACCAGUUUCUUUUGCUGUUUCGAUGAGUGCCGCACAGGAGCAUGGAGGCAGGGGAGAUUGCACAUCCGUAUCACCAAAGUUGAUUCGUAUGCUCGUAUCUUUUUUCCCACAGCUUUUGGUUUGUUUAACCUGGUCUACUGGGUAGGCUACCUUUAUCUGUAAAUAGUAUGAGAGGCAUUUUCUUCUGCUGAUCAUGAAAAGUCACAUGUAAAAAUGGUUAAUUGGAUAAAAUAUUGUAAAUUUUUAAAGCAUGUCUUAAUCAGAUUAGUGAUUGAAAAUUUGGUGCAUGUUUUAAUUUCUGGGCCAAAAUUGCUAUGAAUUUUUAAAACUUUUGUUUUCUGUGGUUUUUGGAGGAUUGUAUUUUAAAUGAAUUGUUGUAGCAAGCCAAAUGCAAUGGCUUAUCUGUUUUCUUGGCACAAAAUGUGGCCAAAAAAAAGCACUUUCAAAGUUAGAUUUGCACUGGAGUCAGGCUAAUGGAUACUUAUGGCUUUGGAACAUUGCUCAGCACUAGGUUUUCCUGAUGUGGAGGGCAAAGAAAUGAAGAAGUCCUAAAACUCAUCUAUCCAUACAUUAUUUCCAUUUUAUUAUGUAAUUUUUGCUAUGAUUUGAGCAGCUGCAAUUAGUAAACAUUAACACUUUAUUUUAGAAAAAUACCAAAUUUUAAAAGACAAAUGAGGACUUAACAGAGGUCUUUCAUUAGAAGUAAAUGAAAAAAGGAUACAAUUGCUUCUUAUUGUGUUAAAUCUUUAGAUUCUGGAUGUAUUUUUCCAGUUUGUUUUUCCUCUCUUUAUGUCUUUUGCUCCCACAAAGACUGUUCCCACUAGAGGGUAAUUAAUAAUUUCAGCUGGUUGAAGAAUUUUAACCCUAAUAAAGAGAACCAUAAAUAAGAAAUAAUUAUCCAUAUUGAAGAUAUUGUUUCACAUAUGAUUUCACAUUUUUUAUUAAUAGUAGUUUUUCCCUUUAUUCACAUCAUCACUCAGCAGAGAGAAUAGGAUAUAGUGGUCCUAGGUCACCACCAGUUUUGCACUGUAACCAUGUCUAGGAGACAAUGUGGGUUAAAGAGUCUGAACUGACCUUUCUGUUGUUAACCAUGGGGAGGUGUCUGGUCUACAUUUUGCAUCUUCCCUCUUCCUCCCAGAUACAUCUUCUGCGAUUGAAGCAUCUCUUAAAUGGACAAAUGCAGCUACAAGUUGGGAUUUAAUGAGUGUUAAGAAAGUUACAAAAAGCUAUUACAGCACAGGAGUUGUAUGUACUAGUAUUGUUACCUUACUGCCAUUGAAAGGAUCACAGAUGUACUUCCUGCUUUGAAAUCUGACCUCAAGGUUUCCAACUUCCUUGUACAUGUGUUGUACUGUUAGGAUAUCGAUGCACAUCUUGACAGUUUAAUGUAAAGUUUUAAACAAUGUGUAAUUAAAACAGCUGUA